Brassica napus (rape) is the source of this 1171-nucleotide messenger RNA. RefSeq lists its product as uncharacterized. The coding region runs from base 220 to 1143 and encodes 307 amino acids. Gene Ontology annotation, cellular component: plasma membrane. Lineage: Eukaryota; Viridiplantae; Streptophyta; Magnoliopsida; Brassicales; Brassicaceae. The record is from RefSeq and is a predicted model, not a curated record. The transcript has 2 exons.
CUAAGUUUGUCAAAACGGAAUGUUCCAAGUCACGUUAUGUUCGGAUCUAUUUAAUAAAUAUAUAAAGAAAAAUAACAUGUGGAACCAACCAAUAGUAAAACUGAUAUGGAGUAGAUCAAGGAGAUAAACAUGGGAGAACAUUUCUUACUUGUAAUUAUCCAACCACAUUAAAAGAACGUAGAGUUGUUUCCAAAGCAAGAACCAGUGAGAGAAGAAAAGAUGAUGGACGCAACGUCUGAAUCAGAAAGAACAAGCCUGGACCUAUCUAUCUCAUCACCAAAACAAGCUUACUACGUUGAGAGCCCAUCAAGCGUGUCCCAAGUAUACGAUGGUGACAAAUCAUCUUCCGCUGCUUCACUCAUUCAAGUUCAGACCCCAAACUACACCAUCCUCACCGAGUCACGUCUCUCUUCUUCAAGCCGCACCUCCAAUGGGACAAGCGGCGUGGGAUUCCGGUGGAAAGGGAGCUCCCGGAGGAGAGACAUGUAUUGGCUGGAGAGGCAUUACACGAUUGACGAAGAGGAAGUUUAUGAAGAUAACAGAGGAUUAUCGGUUGGACAAUGCAGAGCGGUUAUGGUAAUAUUGGGGAUUGUGGUUGUGUUCUCUGUUUUCUGCUCGGUUUUGUGGGGAGCUUCUCAUCCUUUCUCUCCUAUUGUCUCUGUCAAGAGCUUUAGCCUCCAUAGCUUUUAUUACGGAGAGGGGAUAGACAGAACAGGUGUUGCGACCAAGAUUCUUAGCUUUAACAGCUCUGUGAAAGUGACAAUAGACAGUCCUGCUCCUUACUUUGGCAUACAUGUCUCUUCUUCUUCUACCUUUAAUCUCACCUUCUCUGCUCUCACUCUCGCCACUGGUCAGCUUAAGAGUUAUUACCAACCAAGAAAGAGCAAGCACACAGCGAUUGUGAAGCUCAUUGGGUCCGAGGUUCCUCUGUAUGGAGCAGGACCAAACUUAGCGGCAUCCGACAAGAAGGGAAGAGUUCCAGUGAAGUUGGAGUUUGAGAUCAGAUCGCAAGGGAAUCUUUUGGGGAAGCUGGUGAAGUCGAAUCACUUGAACCACAUCUCCUGCUCUUUCUACAUCUCUUCCUCCAAAACCUCAAAACCCAUAGAAUUCACUCAUAAGACCUGUAAACACAUCACCAAGUGAAACACCUUCUCCACUUUGCAAAUAAGAA